AUUCAGUUAAAAGAAGUUUUUUCAAGAAAUAUGAAGAUCGGCUUUUUUCUUGUUACUUUAUUUUGCAUAUCAAAUGCCUGUGAGGAUACUGGAUGCCCCGAUGGACAGUCUUGUAAUCCUUAUACGGAUCAAUGCGUAGUUGAUCCACCACCUCCAGCAAGACCUGCUGCAUGGAUUGGCGAUGAUCCCGACUUUUGUAAUAGGAAACCUGACGAUUGUAAAUUAUUUGCAAUGGAGUAUGAUAUUUCCCACCCGAAAGGAGAUGGUGAAUUUUGUGAAAAUGGAACAAAAAUUAGGUGCAUCCUACCAGAGCAUAAGCCACAGCUUCAAGCCACACCAGAAAAUGAGUUUAGAACUAUUUCCUACAAUCUGAUGGAAAGGAGUUUCCAAAUCACGUGGGAUGGUCAGAGGGAGAGAACUUGCAGGGUCGUUUUAUGGUUGCUUGAAAAUCAUCGUGAUGUGGAUGCUAUUACUUUCCAGGAAGCAUUUAUGGGAGGAUGUUUUUACGAGAGUCUCACUUUGAGAGAUAUGUUGGAAUAUUAUGAUUUUAAAUAUCAUACCAAGACCGUAGACUCUGAAGAUAAAGUUUCGAAUGGUGGAAUAUUCGUAUCUUCGAAAUGGCCGAUUGUAGAAGAAGAUAUGCACGUUUAUAAUUUAUCUCAUCCAGAUACUUGGGACUGGUUUGCAGCUAAGGGAGUAAGUUACGCCAAGAUACAGAAAGGAAACACAUUCUAUCAUGUAACAUCAACACAUAUGCAAGCAGGAGGAUCAAGCGCAAUAAAACCAAUUCAGUGUAAAGAAGCAGCAGAUUUUUUAAAAACCAAAGCUAUUAGUCAAUCCGAAGCUAUUAUUUAUACUGGAGAUUUCAAUUUGAAUCAAUGGAGUGAAUCUGGAAUGGGUUAUAUGAGACAAUGCCUUUCGAAUCUAGAUUCUGAAAUUCCACCGUAUCAAGGAUCGAGAAAUAUUACUGUUGAUCCAGAAAAUGAUUUAAAUCAAUUAACUGGAGGUGGUGGAUCAGGUGUUUGGAUCGAUUACGUUUUACCAAAUAUAGUUCAUAAGAGACCAGUCAGUGCUGUUCAAGUUGCCCUUAAACCAGUAGAUCCUGCAUCAUUUCCAGUAUGUUGGUGCGAACAAUGUAUUCCAUUAGAUCCUAGCUAUAUAUUUCCGGACGAUGAAGAUUGCGAUCGGGUUGAAAGACUACGCGAUUUAUCAGACCAUUAUCCAGUUCUUGGAAUCUUUAAAUACUAA
Dimorphilus gyrociliatus is the source of this 1248-nucleotide messenger RNA. The record is from the annotation of a GenBank genome assembly. Lineage: Eukaryota; Metazoa; Annelida; Polychaeta; Dinophilidae.